AAAAACUAAGCAAAGAUGUGUGACGACGAUGCUGCUGCUCUAGUCUGUGAUAAUGGUUCAGGCAUGUGCAAAGCCGGAUUUGCUGGUGAUGAUGCGCCACGCGCUGUCUUUCCCUCGAUCGUAGGCCGUCCACGUCAUCAAGGUGUCAUGGUCGGUAUGGGUCAAAAGGAUUGCUAUGUGGGCGAUGAGGCACAAAGCAAACGUGGUAUCUUGACACUCAAAUACCCCAUUGAGCACGGAAUUAUCACCAACUGGGACGACAUGGAGAAAAUCUGGCAUCACACCUUCUACAAUGAAUUGCGUGUUGCUCCCGAGGAACAUCCAGUUUUGUUGACUGAAGCUCCAUUGAAUCCAAAGGCUAAUCGCGAGAAAAUGACUCAAAUUAUGUUUGAGACUUUCAACUCGCCCGCCAUGUAUGUCGCUAUCCAAGCUGUACUUUCCUUGUACGCCUCCGGUCGUACUACUGGUAUCGUACUUGACUCUGGAGAUGGUGUUUCCCACACAGUCCCCAUCUACGAAGGUUAUGCCUUGCCUCAUGCCAUUCUCCGUUUGGACUUGGCUGGUCGCGAUUUGACCGAUUAUCUCAUGAAGAUCCUCACGGAGCGCGGUUACAGCUUCACCACCACCGCUGAGCGUGAAAUUGUUCGUGACAUCAAGGAAAAGUUGUGCUAUGUUGCCUUGGACUUUGAGCAAGAAAUGGCAACAGCAGCUGCUUCGACUUCUCUCGAAAAGUCGUAUGAAUUGCCUGAUGGACAAGUUAUCACGAUUGGCAAUGAACGUUUCCGUUGCCCCGAAGCCUUGUUCCAACCCUCAUUCUUGGGCAUGGAGUCAUGUGGCAUCCACGAAACUGUCUACAACUCCAUCAUGAAGUGCGAUGUUGACAUCAGGAAAGACUUGUAUGCCAACUCUGUCCUUUCUGGCGGAACCACUAUGUAUCCAGGUAUUGCUGAUCGUAUGCAAAAGGAAAUUACUGCCUUGGCACCAUCCACGAUCAAGAUUAAGAUCAUCGCUCCUCCAGAACGUAAAUAUUCCGUCUGGAUCGGUGGAUCAAUUCUCGCCUCGUUGUCCACUUUCCAACAAAUGUGGAUCUCCAAGCAAGAAUAUGACGAAUCUGGCCCAGCUAUUGUCCAUCGCAAAUGCUUCUAAACCAUCAAAAAGGGGACGCAAACUCAUCAUAAAUGCCUAUUUUUAUUUUUUAAUAGAAAUCAAACAACUUUCGUACCAACGACCGCAACUACUUACUUAUACAACAAGAUAUUUGAACAAAUUCAUAAAGAAAAAUAUUUUAUUAUAGAAUUAUUAUUUUGAUAUUUAUAAGUAUAUAUGCUGCUUUAUAUUCAAUAUUUAUAUAUAUAUUUAUACAUAUAGAGGACAUGUAAUCGUUAUGCAAUGUUGCUGCUUUUUUAUCUAAUGUUAAGCUGUUUUUUGUUAG
This is a messenger RNA of Culicoides brevitarsis, 1432 nucleotides long. RefSeq names its product actin, indirect flight muscle-like. The record is from RefSeq and is a predicted model, not a curated record. The transcript is spliced from 2 exons. Gene Ontology annotation, biological process: mitotic cytokinesis. Bases 16 to 1146 code for a protein of 376 amino acids. NCBI's taxonomy places the organism in Eukaryota, Metazoa, Arthropoda, Insecta, Diptera, Ceratopogonidae.